AUGUCCAAGGCUCCUGCGCUGGAAUUAAUUAAAUGCAACACUACCUUAAAUGAAGAUGGUAAAGUAGUGGGUGAUGAAUAUUGUAAACAAGAACUCGGACCUGGAUAUGUGUGUGCCACUUCAAGUCCAGCAGGAUACUGUAUUUAUGCCUGUCAUGAUAAUCCUGAAGAUUGCGCGAAAACACAAUACUGUGACACAAUAGUAUCUCCAGAGCAUCCACGUUGGCUAUGUACUUGUGAGGUAGAUGAAGAUUGUCUUAAACCCUCUAUCGGGACAGCAUUUUGUAAUAAAACUUUUAACCAUUGUGAGGGCAGCUAUCAAUAA
Messenger RNA from Acaulospora morrowiae, 324 nucleotides. The record is from the annotation of a GenBank genome assembly. NCBI's taxonomy places the organism in Eukaryota, Fungi, Glomeromycota, Glomeromycetes, Diversisporales, Acaulosporaceae.